Messenger RNA from Branchiostoma floridae (Florida lancelet), 2433 nucleotides. RefSeq lists its product as uncharacterized. NCBI's taxonomy places the organism in Eukaryota, Metazoa, Chordata, Leptocardii, Amphioxiformes, Branchiostomatidae. Bases 52 to 2433 code for a protein of 793 amino acids. Gene Ontology annotation, molecular function: carbohydrate binding. The transcript has 10 exons. The record is from RefSeq and is a predicted model, not a curated record.
GCUGACAACCCUGCCAACAACGUGUACCAGUCAAUCGACGAAGAUGACAUCAUGAACCAAGGAAAAGCUGGUAUAGACAGAGAGAAUGGACAACAGCCAACUGAUGAAGAGAAAGACACCAGACUACCACACAAGAUGCAGAGGGGCCCCUCUGACAUGCAAAACAACCCGACAUACGCGUCUGCUGCACAAGACGAAGGCAAAGAUUCGCCAAUGGUCACAAGUUGCUGCAUGGCCUUUCUCCGUUCCCGUUUGCUCCGUGGCGUCAUCGUCGCUGUAGCAGGUUUUGCCGUGGUCGCUAUUGGCUUUCUUACCGUUGCAUAUCUCACUCUCAUACCGGAGACAGAGAACGAUGCAGAACCUAGUCUUCACCUGACCAGCAAAACUUCUCCAUCUGACCCACCUGCAUGGAUGUGGACCACCAGUAUUACGGCACCUUAUUCUCUGACAAAUGUAACAGCCACACUGCCUGAGGACACAACUACACCCCAAGAAGUGACAAAUUCUCCAGGUGUACCGACUACAACUCCCAAGAUUGCAUCAGCAGCUGCAGACGCCGGUGAACGUGACACAUCAACCAGCUUUUCUUCAGCUGCAACCAGCUUGAGGACAUCGGAGAAUGCACUUGAGACUGAAAAGCAAGCUAAGUUAGCGACCAAGGAAGAAACCGCCUUUGCCUGCUGGAAGGCGUCCUUGCACCUAUCAUGCCCAUCUGGAAAGACCCUCACAAUAGAUUACGCCAACUGGGGCCGAACCACGUCCACACAUUUCUGCACCUGCUUCACUUGUGACAUCAACUGUCGCGCAGCCAACAGCCUGUCCAUCAUGAGGGGCGUGUGUGAGGGUGAACAGCAGUGCACCGUGACAGCAAGUGAUCAUGUGUUUGGUGACCCGUGUCCCGGUACCCAGAAAUACUUGGAGACAACAUACCGCUGUGUUUCAGUGACUCCUGUGACAGAUGACGAACUAGGGGUACUAGUGACCAAGUACGCACCGAAAGUUUGGCUGGCAAAGAAUGAGAAGUACAACCCUUCCAGUGUCGAUUUUCACCUACAGAACGUCAAGGUGUACGAUGGUGGUAAAUCCUAUUUCAGCACACCUUCGACCCUUCCCACCUGUUCUGAGACCUGUUACAUGAGUACUGCUCAGCCCCUGCGUUAUCCCGAUUCCCAACUGCGUUUCUUCGGUGGAGAGCAGGUCGGGCCCACCUAUCAGCCUCCUGUCUAUGCCGUUGUGAAGAGGAUCGAUCCGACCACUACAGACAUCUUCUACUGGAUGUUCUACUCCUACAACGGACCGAAGAAAGUUUGUAUGGGUUUCAGGUUCUUUGGUAAAUGCGCCGGCGGCUUAAAGAGUUUUUCGCACCACGUGGGCGACUGGGAACACAUGACCAUUCGUCUGGUGGGAAAACAGCCAAGGAGCAUCUAUGUUUAUUCUGCUCACAAAUCUGGAGGUAUAUACGACUGGGAUCCUGCAUCGCAGACUUACAGGAGGGGCAAAGAUACCGUACAGACUGAAGGGACACAUCCCGUUCUAUAUGCAGCCCAUGGUAGUCACAAGCUGUGGUCCACCCCAGGUACUCACACAUACAGGACGAUUAUCAUCAACGAGAAUCUGAGUGACAAGACCAGUGCGGGUACGGCAUGGGACACGUGGAAGAACGUGCCCUUCACCAUGUACCGUCCUGAUGGAGGCUACACCGGGUCCUGGUCAUGGCUCAACUACCAGGGACGGUGGGGGAACAGGAAGGUAAGUAACGUGCCCUUCACCAUGUACCGUCCUGAUGGAGGCUACACCGGGUCCUGGUCAUGGCUCAACUACCAGGGACGGUGGGGGAACAGGAAGGUAAGUAACGUGCCCUUCACCAUGUACCGUCCUGAUGGAGGCUACACCGGAUCCUGGUCAUGGCUCAACUACCAGGGACGGUGGGGGAACAGGAAGGUAAGUAACGUGCCCUUCACCAUGUACCGUCCUGAUGGAGGCUACACCGGAUCCUGGUCAUGGCUCAACUACCAGGGACGGUGGGGGAACAGGAAGGUAAGUAACGUGCCCUUCACCAUGUACCGUCCUGACGGAGGCUACACCGGGUCCUGGUCAUGGCUCAACUACCAGGGACGGUGGGGGAACAGGAAGGUAAGUAACGUGCCCUUCACCAUGUACCGUCCUGAUGGAGGCUACACCGGGUCCUGGUCAUGGCUCAACUACCAGGGACGGUGGGGGAACAGGAAGGUAAGUAACGUGCCCUUCACCAUGUACCGUCCUGAUGGAGGCUACACCGGGUCCUGGUCAUGGCUCAACUACCAGGGACGGUGGGGGAACAGGAAGGUAAGUAACGUGCCCUUCACCAUGUACCGUCCUGAUGGAGGCUACACCGGGUCCUGGUCAUGGCUCAACUACCAGGGACGGUGGGGAAACAGGAAGCUUCCAAAGUGA